UCCGCUAACCUCUACAUAAGACUCUCUUACUCCAAACCCAAGAGAGAGACGUUUCUCUUAUCCUCUUAUAGAAAAAAAAAACAAAACAAAAAUGGCAAAAGAAGACGACCGGUUUAGAUCGGCUCAAGAAGGCGACCGUGAACCGCUUUUUGCGACCAGGAGGAGAACCGGAGGACUGGUUGCGUUUCGGUUUUUCGCGGCCUCGGUUUUCGGGGGCAUCUGUUGUAUUUGGUUCUACAGAGUGGUCGAACCGUUAGAGAAAGAUGAGAACCGGACCGGUUUAUUUCGGUUUAUCUGGUUGGUUAUGCUAAUUUUAGAGAUCUGGUUCGGUUUGUAUUGGCUUGUCGUGCAAUCUCUCCGUUGGAAUCCGGUUUGGCGAUCCACCUUCACCGAUAGACUCUCCCGGAGGUACGGUGACGAUCUCCCAAGGCUCGACGUUUUCGUUUGCACGGCGGAUCCGGUGAUCGAGCCGCCGUUGAUGGUGGUCAACACAGUGUUAUCCGUGAUGGCUCUCGAUUACCCACCGGAGAAACUAGCGGUGUAUCUCUCGGACGACGGUGGCUCUGAGCUCACGUUCUAUGCUCUCGCGGAGGCAGCCGAGUUUGCUAAAACUUGGGUUCCCUUCUGCAAGAAGUUCGACGUGGAGCCGAGGUCUCCUGCUGCUUACUUGUCUUGCAAGGCAAGUGUUCUUGACUCUGCUUCGGCGGCAGAGGUGGCUGCGUUGUAUAGAGAGAUGGCGAAUAGGAUUGAAACGGCGUCGAAACUACGGCGAGUACCGGAGGAGGCGCGGUUGAAGUACGGUGAUGGGUUCUCGCAGUGGGAUUCUGACGCUACUCAAAGAAACCACGCAACCAUUCUUCAAAUUCUGAUAGACGGAAGAAAAGACAAGACAAUAGCAAUACCAACUCUGGUGUACCUAUCGAGAGAGAAGAGACCUGAGCAUCACCAUCACUACAAAGCUGGUUCCAUGAACGCAUUGCUGAGGGUUUCUUCGAAGAUAACGUGUGGGAGAAUCAUACUUAACUUGGACUGUGAUAUGUACGCAAACAACUCAAAGUCAGCACUCGAAGCGCUCUGCAUCCUACUUGAUGCGAAAGAUGGAAAAGAGAUUGGUUUCGUGCAGUUUCCACAGUGUUACGAUAAUCUUACAAGGAAUGAUUUGUACGGAAGCACGAUGCGAGUAAUAGCAGAUGUGGAGUUUAAUGGAUUGGACGGAAAUGGUGGACCGUUUUACAUAGGGACUGGUUGCUUUCACAGAAGAGAUGUUAUUUGUGGGAGAAAGUAUGGAGAAGAAGAAGUAGAAUCUGAUGAAAUUCAAGAAAUUGUAGAGCCUGAGAAGAUUAAAUCUCUUGCAAACUGCACAUACGAAAUGGGCUCUCAAUGGGGAAAGGAGAUGGGUGUAAAAUACGGUUGCCCGGUAGAGGAUAUAAUAACCGGGUUAGCGAUCCAAUGCCGCGGAUGGAAAUCAGCUUACCUGACCCCUAAAAAGAAAGCUUUCUUAGGGGUAGCGCCUACUAAUUUGCAUCAGAUGCUGGUGCAGCAGAGGAGAUGGUCAGAGGGAGACUUUCAGAUUCUACUGUCAGAGUAUAGUCCGGUUUGGUAUGCCCAAGGAAAGAUCAGUUUAGGACUGAUCCUUGGUUAUUGUUGCUAUUGCCUCUGGGCUCCAAGUUCAGUACCUCUCCUUGUUUACUCUGUUUUGACUUCUCUCUGUCUUCUCAAAGACAUUCCUCUGUUUCCAAAGGUCUCGAGCUCGUGGUUUAUCCCGUUUGGUUACGUGACUGUCGCAGUUAGUGCUUAUAGCCUAGCAGAGUUCUUAUGGUGCGGAGGAACUUUACGUGGAUGGUGGAACGAGCAAAGGAUGUGGCUUUACAGAAGAACAAGCUCCUUCCUUUUCGGAUUCAUAGACACAAUUCUGAAGAAACUUGGGGUUUCGGAGUCUGCGUUUGUGAUCACAGCGAAAGUUGCAGAAGAAGAAGCAGCAGAGAGGUAUGAAAAAGAGAUAAUGGAGUUUGGGGUGGAGUCUCCAAUGUUUCUCUUACUCGGAACACUCGGGAUGCUUCAUCUCUUCUGCUUUGCCGCAGCUGUCAUGAGACUGGUGAUGACUUCUAGAAAGGCUGGAGAAGAUUUACAAACAAUGGGUAUGCAGUUUGUGAUAACAGGAGUGCUAGUGAUAAUAAACUGUCCUUUAUAUGAGGGCAUGCUGUUGAGGAAAGAUAAAGGGAAGAUGCCAAUGAGCGUGACAGUGAAGUCUGUUGUCCUAGCUUUAUCUGCAUGUACUUGUAUUGCUUUUCUAUAAAGGAAAAAGAGAGUUUCAAUAA
Raphanus sativus (radish) is the source of this 2318-nucleotide messenger RNA. Its product is annotated as cellulose synthase-like protein E1. The transcript is spliced from 6 exons. Gene Ontology annotation, biological process: plant-type primary cell wall biogenesis; cellulose biosynthetic process. The record is from RefSeq and is a predicted model, not a curated record. Bases 92 to 2296 code for a protein of 734 amino acids. NCBI's taxonomy places the organism in Eukaryota, Viridiplantae, Streptophyta, Magnoliopsida, Brassicales, Brassicaceae. Gene Ontology annotation, molecular function: cellulose synthase (UDP-forming) activity; mannan synthase activity. Gene Ontology annotation, cellular component: trans-Golgi network; plasma membrane.